Messenger RNA from Pelmatolapia mariae (spotted tilapia), 4041 nucleotides. RefSeq names its product N-acetyltransferase 9 (GCN5-related, putative) (gene nat9). Bases 77 to 709 code for a protein of 210 amino acids. Gene Ontology annotation, molecular function: N-acetyltransferase activity. The record is from RefSeq and is a predicted model, not a curated record. The transcript has 6 exons. NCBI's taxonomy places the organism in Eukaryota, Metazoa, Chordata, Actinopteri, Cichliformes, Cichlidae.
CUAUGCGGAAGCGGUGUCUGAGCAGAAACGUGGAUCGCUUUUAAAGUUUUUACAGCUUCAUCAGCGGUUUGAUGCCAUGAAGAUAAACGAGAACACUUUAUUGGAGGGACACAGAGUCGUGCUGGUUCCUUACAACGUAAACCACGUGCCCAGGUAUCAUGAGUGGAUGAAGUCUCCGGAGCUGCAGCAGCUGACCGCUUCAGAGCCGCUGACCCUGGAUCAGGAGUACGACAUGCAGAAGAGCUGGAGGGAAGAUGACGACAAAUGCACGUUCAUAAUCUUGGACAAGCAGCGGUGGGCAGACCCCAGUGUGGAGGAGGAGCAGUGCAUGGUGGGAGAUGUCAACAUCUUCCUGACUGAUCCAACAGACCCUUCGCUGGCUGAGCUGGAGAUCAUGAUAGCAGAGCCCAGUUACAGAGGGAAGGGCAUCGGAAAGGAGGUGACACUUAUGAUGAUGUGCUAUGGAGUCACCAAACUCGGGGUCAGAAAGUUCCAAGCAAAGAUCGGGCUGGAGAACCAGGUCAGCAUCACCAUGUUCAAGAAGCUCCACUUCCAAGAGGUGUCGCAGUGUGCGGUGUUCAAAGAGGUGACACUCGAGCUGACGGUAGAUGAGUCCGUUCGGACGAAGCUGCUGGACGAUGCAGCUCAUAUGAAGGAACGAGAUUACAGACAGACAUGCAGCAGCAGACAUGAACUGCUCUCACAGUGAGGUUCUAUACUGAGCUUCUCACUCACCUUCUAAAGACUUCAGCUUGUGAAGCAGGAUGAUGUGACAGGAUGAUGUGAAUCUGAAAACUUGCAACAGAAUCCUUUAUUCAAGUCACAAGAAAUGUUAUUUUCUGUCACGUAGUGGCAAAAAAUUCUGAUUAUAAGACAAACAGAGGCAGACAAGGACAAAGCCAUACCUCAUACAAUUUUAAAUAAGGAAAUCCAGAUUCACAAUAGAGUUGAAUGGGUUCUUCCUUUUUGGAUACGCUUCACCAGGUUUGUGGAAUUCGUCUUGGUGGUUUUGGCGUGAUCUUGCUGGCUGUUGGACUUUGCGGAGGAAAAAAACUGCAAAUUAUAACUUGAACACUGUUGAAAAACAAAUGCAUAGGUUUGAAUAUGACAUCACACUUUCAUCCUCACGUAUCAAAUCGUGUACUGUAGUCAAGACAUUGAUUUAACCGUUGUCAUCUCUGAUGCGAGGAGUAAAAUGAAAUGAAAGAUGCUGUGGCUGACGUUUCUAGUGGAGCUGGUUCACUUUAUAUUGAUUGUGUACCACUUUAACAAACUAGAAAUCACUUGCCAACGCAAAGAUUUGUGCUUCUUUAUCUAUAAACCAAGUUAAUAUCUCUAGUGUCCUUUGUUUGGAGAAGAUUUACACUUAAAAUUGAAAGGUGAUGUUUUUAUGUUUGGUUCAGUAUUUCUAUUGACCAGUUCUGACUUUUUGAAACUAAACUUCAAAUUGGACCAAACUGAUGGCUUUAGUCACCAGCUUUCAGCAACAUUAGGCGCUAAUUCUUUUUAAUUAUUCACUCUGUCCCCAAAAUGAAAUUGAGAGCUUUUUUCCACUUACUGAUGCACAGCCAUUAAAAACCACAGCCUAAUGUGUUAUUUACACAUCUCUUAUACAUUAAAGUCUCGUAUUCCUCUUAAUGUCACAUAUUUUUCUUAAUUUUGUUGCUGAAAACUGGUUGGUGUCAAACAUUAAAUGCCAGCUGCGGGAGCUUUAUUGCCAUGUUUAUUUUCGUACUUCAUACUCCUAAAUCUCACUGUCCUCCUAUUCAGUCAACAACAGACAUUCAUGAGGUCUUAAGAUUCAGCAAAAAGGACUAGAUGUUAUAGUCCCUGAUAGUGCAUUGCUUUAGAUGGAGAGACUCUUGAGGGAUGGCUGUUAUGAGGAAAGGCAGCCCAGAAACUUUGCCAGCAGCACACCUCGUUGUGUGCCUCAACUUUCGGUCUUUUACCCAAGCUAAUCUGCCAUUUCCCUUCCUUGGUUAGGUUUAGGGAUUAGAGAUCUGAUCUAGGUUAUCAUUUUAAAAUUUAGGACACAUCGUCAGUAGUGGACCUUGGAUUCAUCGGGUGUUUCGGCCAUUAUCACUAGACACCCUCAUAUAAGGAGGUCUUGCCAGGGUUGAUCAGGCCCUGGAGUGUGUCACUGGUUUAUGUUAAAUUGUUAUUUCUCUUCUCCUUUCUUCUGUUUAGUUUCCUACAAUUUAUUUUUAUCUUUUCACUGCAACUGAGAAAUAAUACUUGCCUCUUUAGCAUUUAUGGAGCCUAAAUUCUUCUACGGGGUAGAAAAGGUGAUAGAGAGAAGUAAGACAAAAAGGACAAGAUAGGAGAGAGCAGAGAGGAGAGCCGGAAGGGGGGCACCCGAUCUGGCUUCCCACACCUCCCCGCCGGAUCGGGCUGUAUGCUCUACCUCCCCACUGCCUCCCAGAAAAGGUAGAAGAGCAGAGGAGAGAAGAGCGGAAUAUUUCAUAAGAUCAUAACUAACAAACCAAUUAAAAUUUUCCUCUUCUUCUCCUCAUCAACUUCAGUUAAGUCGUAUCAUUACUAUGUGAUAUUAGCACAAGUGUGCUACAAGCUAAUGCUAGUCUACACCUUAAGGGAGUCCUGCAGUUAGGUCCAUAAGUUUUUGGACAUGUCAUAUUUGUGAUUUUUAUCAUAUCAAAGAGCAGAGAUGUGAUUGAAAUGCACACUUUCAUCUGCAGCCACCUUCAGUUUCUGCUUCUUUGUGGGUCUUUUGGCCUUCAGUUUUGUCUUCAGUUUGGGUUACAAUCAUGUGACUGACUGGGCUAUUGAAGAAUACAAUCCAGAUGUUGAUGAUGUUGUGGUUUGCACCUUCUUGUAAACUGUCAGGAUUUCCUUUAUUAUAAAGACAUCUGUUGAUUGCUGACCUUCCUCUGUGAGGGUGCUCUUGGACAGAUAUUGUGAAAGGUUUUUUCCCAUCAAGUUUAAGACUUGAAAUCAACUCCAGAUGAACUCCAGAUUUAUCUGCCUAAUUUGUUAUUAAAUAAUGAUGGAGCAGGCCUCAUGGAGCUGUAAAAUGGAUUGCUUCUGAGCCCUUAAAAUAGGGAAAAGAUAUAUAAAAAUUCCAAAACAGCUGAUACAAUGUACUUUUUUUCAAAAUUACCAAAAUGCAGUCUUGUUUUGUUAGACUUGAACUGAGAGGUACUUGUUUUUUUUGAAGAAUUGCUACAUUAACUUCAGUUGUGACACCAAGCCUUUGAUUGAAUUUCCUUCCAACCCUAUUUUGAAAAAUCAGAUUUAGGAAACAUGAACCGCCACUAAAGGCACUUCCCACCCAUUUUCUUUCUUUCUUUCUUUUUAACUUAUUUGUUGUGGUUUCCCAGACUUCACUCACGCAGAAUGGACGUAUUAGACAAAAAGCUAAUGGAUGGCAACGGCAGCUAAAACGGAACGCUUUGUUGGUCAUAUUAGGUGGUUUAUAGUCUCAGGUUUCAAUUGUCCAAGGAGGGCAUUCUGAGUAAUGUUUGUGGUAUUGUUUGCAAUUUCUAGCUAGUUUAGUUUAGUUUUAGUCUCGUUUUGGAGAAUGGCUCUAACAGCACAGAGUCCUCUGAGGUGUCUUAGUGCAGCUGUAAAAGUGCAUCAAGAUGUUUUUUUUUAAACACUAACAAUGAUCAUCAAUGUGUAACUUGAAUAUGAGCAUUAUAGUUCUUUUUUGACCUUCUAAGCAGCAGGGAAUUUCACCACCCAGCCCAUCCUGGUGCUUUAACAUAUAACAUACCAAAUAAUCACAUGAGCUGCACCUGUUUGUCACAUUGAUGUAAUAAAGUCAGAAGCUCCAGAGAAGCUACAUUCUGGCUCAUUACACACUGAUUCUCUAUUACUUUCUCCAUCACCCGAGUACUUUAUGUUUCACAACAUUUUACAACAACGUUAAACAUUUCACCAAACUACAAAACCCAGGAAGCCAUUCUCUAAUCAGUCUUUAUACCAGCUGUCAACUUCAAACUGAUGCACGAUUGAGGAACCUGCAUCCAGUGUAGACGCAGCUUCAUGUUCACUUUAUGUUUAAUUUGUGAAUUUUUAAUA